ACAACGAUCUCCAUAAGCAGCCCGUGAAAUACUUUCUCAGACUUUUUUAAAUUUUACUUAGUAAAGUCAUUCUGGAGAGAAACUGGGCUUUACUUCAACCUCACGACAGCUUACAUAUUCUUGAAGAUCAUCUUCCGUCCUUCACCCAAGGAUCAUCUUAGGACUUUGCCUACCCACAUUAAGGGCGAGACUGUCUAAUUUCCGUUAGACUUGCACAAUGAAGCGGUCGCAAGAAUUCCUUCCUGUUACAUCCCCAGAAACCUCUCCUCUUCCUGCUCAAAAGAAGCUCAAAGUAUCACCCCGUGUCUCUUAUGGAAUCAGCGUUCAAGAGACAGAAGUUGAGGCGGAUGGAUGGACUAAAGUAGAGAAGCGAGUUGCGAGGAAGCUGCGGAAGACGGAGAGUAGACUAGACCAGUCACAACCACCUCGCUUCUUGUAUGCUAAGGGAGAAAUCACGAAACGACGCGAGGCUGUCGGUAUCGAUGAUAUACGUGACCUUGUCCUACAUUUGUCGGCGGAUGCUCCUCCGUCUAGCUGGAUAAGGGUUGAGAACCCUCGCUCGAUAAGAAAAGUUGUCACUCUUCUCAUUCCAGGUCUGACACCAGAGAUCCUUUCCCUCCCGCCACUUCCUACAUCCGCUACUUCCAACCCGAACCAGCCUUUACAAAUACCACUGCCUGACAAACAAGAAGGUUCUUCCAAGGGCCUGCACUUUAUAUCUUCAACAUUCAGCCAUGCGUGUCCUACUCAAGCUCCGGGGGACCAAAGUCGUAUGCAUUCGGUCUUGAGCGCGUUCUUCCAGUCGCCACUCUCGGGCGAAGAAAAGAAGAGGCGUAUACUUGAGAGGGUUGCUUCAGAACGUGCUCAAGAAAAGACACCAUUGCGAUAUGUUCUCUCCGCGGCGCAAAUGAUUGAGAACGAAUACCCUUUACCGUCGUAUAUCGCCGACAUCUUCCAAAAACCACCAGCAUGGGUGGAAACGCCCGAGCCUGUGGAUGAGGACGGUCCCACAAGAUCACGUAGAAUACUCUCGAUAGAUUGCGAGAUGUGUCAAACAGCAGAUGACAAGGAGUUGGCCCGCGUUUGCUUGAUUGACUAUACCUCGGGAAUUGUGGUUUACGACAAGCUCGUAAAGCCAAGCAAGCCCAUCGUCGACUACCUGACAAGAUGGUCAGGCAUAACCGCAGAAGCUCUUGCAACUGCGACCACCUCCUUCGAAGAGGUCCAAUCUCACGUCCUCUCCGUUCUUUCUUCGAAACCUACACCCAUCCUUCUAGGUCACUCACUAGAAUCCGACCUUAAAGCACUAAAAAUCUGUCAUCCUCUGUGUAUCGAUACCGCCAUCAUAUACCAUCAUCCACGAGGACGACCGUUGAAGCCUGGUCUUGCUUGGCUGACAAAAAAAUGGUGUGGAAGAGAAAUACAGAACCGCGGUGAAGGUGGACAUGACCCUGAAGAGGACGCCAGGGCAUGUUUGGAUUUGCUAAAGAAAAAGGUGGAGAAUGGACCUGGCUUUGGAGAGUUCAAGACCGAUUAUGAGUCGAUUUUCGAGCGGAUGUCAAGAGCUCGAGGCGGCACUGUGCACUCAGCUGUGGUCGAUAGAGGAAAUCCUUCGACUUGGCAUGGUGGGAAGGCUACCACUACUGUUGGUUGCAAAUCGGACGACGAAGUUCUAUCGGGACUAUUGGACGUAGUGCAAAAUCACACAUUCACCUUCGGCCGCUUUACUGCCCUUGCAGAUGCUUUGGGGUGGAUCGUAAACCGUUCAUCAAAUGAACCUCAACCUGAAAGCACCCCAACGGAACGAUCGCCUGCAGACGUUGAAGAAGUCUUAACCAACCUCAAUACCCAACUCACCGAACUCUACUCCGCUCUCCCUUCUCGCACUGCGGUCGUUAUUUUCUCGGGACAUUCAGAUCCGAGAAAGAUGGCAGAACUGAAUGCACGGAAGAGUGCGUUUGAGACUGCAGUGAGAAUGGGUAGGAGUUUGGAUGAGAUCCCGAGAGAGAAGUAUUGGUCGACGGCAGACGCAAGGGCGUUGGAGGAAGAAGUUGUGAGGGCGAAGAGAGGGUUGUUGUUCUUAGGCAUUAAGGACAUUAGAUGAUCGUUUGAAGUCGUUCGUCGUUCUAUCGUUAGCAUGCUUUUUUGGAUCACUAUCAAUUGUCUUGCUAUGAUUUGCCAUCCGCUACCCAUGCGUCAACAAGUUUCAUUUACCGUGCGUUCGUUGAAAGGGGGAGUUGUGGGGUUGGGUUGGGUUGGAACAUUCACUACUCAGGUAUCACCGCGGUCGGAUCCUCAGCCCAGGGUACCUCCAAUUGCAGCUAGUACAUGGGCUGAUUAGAACACAAGAUGGAGCAUGAAAGCGCAUGGCAUACCUGUAUCAAGGCAGAACGUAUGUUAUCUUUCAAAGACUGCAAGAUAUCUAUUGCCUCCCUAGCUGAUGUCCCCCUGUAACUACUAUUGCCUAAGCAUCUGACGGUCGAUUUCGCCGCUUGUAUCGUCAUUACCCAUGCCAAGUCUUUUGCAUCAUCGUCGUCAUCCCACAGCCAGUUGGCCUGGCUCCAAUAAGUGGGCUCGUGAUCCGCCGCAAGAUAAGACAGUAUCUUGCGGUAUUGAUGGCAGAAUUUCAGCAAUGGAUAGUAGAAUCUCGUGUCCAGGCAUUCCAUGGUUGAUGAAUAGUUUUCCUCUUGUUGAAGGCGGGCAAUACGGAUGGCAGCAUAUCGUGCUUCUUCCCGCCAGCCAUGCUGAACGGCAAUAGAGUAGGCAUGGAAAGGAUCAGCGACUGUCAUUUUCUGCGUUUGACGUCUGCAGCAGGCCAGUACGGUUUUCAAUUGGUAUUUGGCUGCAGAGGUAAUAAGGGCCGAGAUAUCGUGAAUGCUCAUGUCUGUCAAAUCCGACACAACAGAAGGAUAACAAGAUCCGAUAAUGAUAUUCAGGAUACUGCUCUUCUCUGGAAGGAAGAGCACCGGUAAAUCUCCAGACUUCCGGUCGAGACCAGAAAUCUCUUUCUCCAGCAGAGGAGAUGAAAGCGAC
Somion occarium is the source of this 3033-nucleotide messenger RNA. The record is from the annotation of a GenBank genome assembly. NCBI's taxonomy places the organism in Eukaryota, Fungi, Basidiomycota, Agaricomycetes, Polyporales, Cerrenaceae.